Parastagonospora nodorum SN15 is the source of this 405-nucleotide messenger RNA. RefSeq lists its product as hypothetical. The record is from RefSeq and is a predicted model, not a curated record. Bases 1 to 405 code for a protein of 134 amino acids. NCBI's taxonomy places the organism in Eukaryota, Fungi, Ascomycota, Dothideomycetes, Pleosporales, Phaeosphaeriaceae. The transcript has 3 exons.
AUGGCCUGCGGUUCUGCAUGUUGCGCCUCGCCCAAAGCCACUUCUGUUGUCAUGCGCUCACUGCCCCUGCCAGUACUCAACACCGAUGCAGGUAGCUCUGCUACUCCUUGCAAAGAAGAAAAGUCCUGCCAACCAGAGUUGAACACUAUGGCGGACAAUCCCAAGACCUUGACCCUCCCAACUGCUGCGAGGGAAAACAGUCUCCUUGCUGUAACUCUUCCUGUAUUGACCGACUUGCGCUCCGCGCGUGUGCUGCUCAGAUCAACAAGACAAGCAGUGCACCUACAGAUUGCACCCGCGGAAAUGGCAGAACGCCGUGUCAACGACAUGCUCGCAGCGCCCGGGAUCAAUAUCAGUCCAGAUUGGAAGCGCUUGGCUGCAUUUGUCGUGCAUUACUCGCUCUAG